Oncorhynchus keta (chum salmon) is the source of this 1120-nucleotide messenger RNA. Its product is annotated as ER membrane protein complex subunit 10-like. NCBI's taxonomy places the organism in Eukaryota, Metazoa, Chordata, Actinopteri, Salmoniformes, Salmonidae. The record is from RefSeq and is a predicted model, not a curated record. Gene Ontology annotation, cellular component: EMC complex. The transcript is spliced from 8 exons. Bases 66 to 818 code for a protein of 250 amino acids.
CCAGUGUAUUACGUCAUCGCGUAACAUUGUAGUUUCAUGCUUACUUUGACGCACGGUCCGACAAAAUGGCUUCAGUUCCACGGUCGUUUUUGUUACUGUCAAUUAUUCCCACAAUACUUAUAUUGUGUGCUGAUUUUGCGUGUUGCAACACUGGCAGAAAGACUGGUGAUGGGCUGGACACAGACUUCAGUGGAUUCUCUGUCCCUCUUGAGCAUUCCUUUGAAGUUGAUGAUGUGUCUCGGUUCCGUAUGCGUGGAGCUCUGCAGUUAAGGGGUGGGAGGGAGACCAGUGUGUCCCUCUCCCAGAGCCAGCUAUCAGAGGAGGACAGGAACACUCUGAAGGAAGCGGCUGCUGUGGAUGGUCUGUACAAAAUCCGAGUGCCCAGAGUGUCUUUGACAGACAGGCAGACAGAGCGCCAGAUGGAUGGCUACCUGACGGCAUUCGUCAGAGCGUGCUCUUUAGUUGAGUCCCACCUCAGCGAUGUCAUCACCCUCCACACGGAUGUCUCAGGCUACCUCAUCGGCGUUUCCAUAGUGACCAUUCCAGGCGCGUGUCGGGGGACAGAGGUGGAGGACGAAGUUGAUCUGGAGGCCUUUAACACUACGCUGACCAUCAUACCGCCUACCAAUGCACCCCAGCCGGAGACUGCUCUGUUUAUUGAGCGCAUGGACAUAGAACAUGAAAAGAGAGGCAAGCCACAGGAGCAGAAAUCCUUCUUUGCCAAAUAUUGGUAUUUGAUUCUGGGAGGUGCAAUCUUCCUCAUGGCCAGCAGUUCGGCACAACCCUCAGCAGGGGGAGCCGACGAGCAGCAGAGCUGAUUCCCACUCAAUGGAUGUACAUUGUUCCCCUCGUUCUCUUCCUGAUGAUGUCAGGAGCUCAGGAUCAGUCCGGGGGUGGAGCAGCUAAUGGAGGAGGCCGAUGAUCGCCAUGCCAACAUGAUUUAUGUGGAGCAGUUUCUUCUACUUGUAAAUAAUUAUGUAGAGAAAUGCACACCAUUCAACACACUGUUACACAUAAACUAAUAUGGACAGAUGAGCUAACCUUGAGAACGUAUGUCAUGAACUUCAUUUUUAAUGUUGAAUUGAUGGGAAAAAAUAAAAUAUUUAUUACUACCUGAUAA